Messenger RNA from Bursaphelenchus okinawaensis, 3524 nucleotides. NCBI's taxonomy places the organism in Eukaryota, Metazoa, Nematoda, Chromadorea, Rhabditida, Aphelenchoididae. The record is from the annotation of a GenBank genome assembly.
AUGAAUGACGACGCUGAACAGCAUCUGAGGGCGAGGAGGUGAGAGCGGACGAUUGCGCUCAUCACGUCGCGAGGUGGGGUUUGUCCCUCGAGGCAAUAUCCGCUUUUCUGUUUUGAGCAGGUGAUCGUCGGAUCGACUUCGUGAUGUCUCUGCAUGCCAUCUUGUUGCUGUUUUAUGCCAUAUUGUGGAUGUUUCAAAGCGUUUUGAUAGUUGUAUGCUAAUUUUGAAUAUUUUCUUGUUUUAGUUUAACCGAACCUUUUUUUGAAUUGAAAUGGUUUUUUUUUAAUUCUAUGGCUCUUAAUGAGGCUUGUUGAAAUGUUACAGUAGUUUUUCCUACUCUGCCAUGCCGUUUUCGCGCGGCAUUACCGUCUCCCAUUCGAAACCCCCAAGGCCACAAUUGGCUGACGGCUGUCUCUUCGCUUCCGGUUUGUUUUAUAUGCUCCUUAAGGCAAUCGUGGCAGGCUGGUUGGCGGCGAAGGCAAAACGAAUGUGAUGUGAGCGACAGACGCCAAAAAAGACGUGGGGAACGUGAUGGUGGGGGCAGUGGGGUGAAUAGAGAAAAGGGAGUGAUGUGCCCCUUUUUGUCGAUCGGUUGGGCCCGAUUGGCGCCGUCAGCCUGUUUUUGGGGGCGCUGUACAGGAAACGGAACAAGAGACUGCCAAACUCUGCUCCAGGCAUCCUUAUGAAUGGUAAUGUCGGGGGUCUGUUCGUGGAAUAAUGUGGUGGAAAGUGGUGGCUACUACGUGGCCGUGGUAUUGUGAUUUUAUUGUAAAAGUGUCGUGGGAUGUUUUGGUAUUAUUGUAUGGUUAAUUUGUGACAUUUUUAAAUUAUAUUGUGGUUGAUCGUUUAUUUUUUUAUUUGAUUAUUGUGAUACUAUUGUAUAGUUGAUUUACAUUAUUGUGUUCUUGUUGUAAUAUUGUUGUAAGUUAAAAUUGUCGUUUUACUAUCGUACAUUGUUUAUUUUAUUUAUUUAAUCGAACUGUGCCUGAUCCAUUACCUUUUCCAGUUACGGUUGCACAAUGCAGCCGGACUCUAAAUUUGAGUCGUACAAUCCCGACCAGCCAAAGAUGGUCACCAGCUUUAAGGGCAACCAGAAGCUCAUCUUCCAAGGCUAUCGCUACAAUAUUCACCAUAACGUCGAGACCAAGGGUAUCAAAACAUGGCGUUGUGUGUGUGCCAAGAAGUUAACCUCGUCGAGGUCAUGGUGCAAAGGUCGCGCCGAGACAUGGGAGAAUGAUACGAAAGGAACGGCCAAGGGGGAACAUAACCAUCCAGCCGAACACGACGUCGCAGAGUUGGAAUACUUCAAGGUAAGGGAAUUUCUUUUUUGAGAAAUCUUUUUUUGAAAGGAAUAUUUCUGGUCAAAAAGUUUAUAGAAUUAUAUUUUUAUGCAGGUUCUAUAAACCUUUUGUCAAACUAAUGAAAUUACACAUUUUCUAUCUUCUACGCACUUUUCGACCGCUCCACCAGAUGUUUUUCAUUUAUUUGUUAUUCUUUUUCCAAUUUAAAAGCGAAAUGCGCGAAACUUUCGCCGUUUGUCCUUGACACGCUUCUCAAGUUACUGUAUUUUCUCUUCAGAGCCAGCUAAUUUUGGCCGCGAUCAGUUUUCCGAAUAUCCCUUUGAACGAUCUGAUCGAUGAAGCUGCCACCUACAUGACGACCGGAGUGACCUUCGGGAGUCGAGAUAGCCUCAAGAAGUCGCUGACGAUGGCCAGAAGAAGCGCCGAGAAUGGAGGCUUCAGGUUGCGACAGUACAAGAGCUCAGAAUCCUCCAAGUCCAGGAAUCAGAAUCAACAGAAUAUUAACCAACUUCCGACUGCCGUAAGUUACAGUACUUGUCGUUUUGAAACUUAAAAAUGUUUUAAAAUUAAUUUAUAUUUAUAUUAAUAAUGGAAGUUUCAAAAAGUUGUGAAAUUUAAAGAAUUUCAAAGUAUUUUUCGACGUUUCAGGUGAAGCUACCGACGGAACUGAAGUUCCCCACGAACGGAACCAUGAUGAGCCUCUUGAUGUUGGCACAACAAUGCAGCAAGAAACAGGAGAACAAUAACGACGCCGACCACUCCGAUCUUAACGACGUCAGUUUUUUCUCUUUUCUUAUGUAACAACAACAAUAACCCAUCGUAUCCCAAAACAAAAAUCAUUAAGAAACGAACGAAAAUGACUUUUUCUGUUAAUUGAACUUUUUACAGAAUCUUCAUGUAGCUUAUAUUAAGGUUGUAUUACAAAUCGAAUGCUCCACAUUAGGCUUGUUGCUAAUUCCACAGCCUAAAAUUAACUAACCAACAUUAACUAAUUCUUUGCAAUGUUAAUGUUACCUAUUUUAGCAAAGCUCCUCAUCAACGUCAGACUUCCUGAGCCAGUUGAUGGGCAACAACCACCACAACCAUCACCAAGAACUGCUCGAUGACUUUGAUCGCAACUCCCCCUUGGCCAAGAUGGUCAAAUUGGACGACUCAGUCGACUUUAAUGAUAGUGGCAUUUCGUUGUCUACCUCGGGAGGCCUUCUGAACUGGUCUCCACAACGACAUAACACCGACAUUCACAAUGUAAAUACACCUUCAGCUCGGUCGACACCCCAGUCGACCCAAUCUAACUUCACUUACCUGCCUCAGGCAUCAGUCCAGUCUAAAUCGGCCAUCGAUAGGGCCAUCAGAGGAACAAAAGCUGCCAGAGCCAACGACAUUAUCAACAAGUAAGUGGUGUUGGUUUUUUGUACUUUUAAUUUUAAAUUUCAACUUUUUUCGAUUUUUAAAUUUUUUGAAUUUUUGGGUUUCUGAAGUGUCCUGUACCUUUUAUGUAGUACGUAGCUGUUGUAAAACGUCACGACGGUCAUUUUUUGUGUAAAACGGAGUCGGUCAGUAAAACUGUGACUUAUAUGAACUUGCGUAAACAUUGCGGGACCUGUUUUUGCUGACCUGGGAUUACUCGAAAAGGACAAAGGAGAUGGAUCGGUCACGACAUGGACGAUGAACAUGACUUUGUUUACCGUACAUUUACGAAACAAGUCACGCCGUAAAAGGCAAAGGAAACACUUGACUCAAAUUUUAAAUUAAAUUUUAAAAGUUGAAAAGUUAUAUUAUGAUAGAAGAAAGGAAAACAAUUGAAUUCAUUUUAAAUUUAUAUUAAUCUUAUCAUCUCCUUUCAGGCUCUCCAAACAAGCACUAGCCCGAAAGUCGCCGGAUCUCUUAGGCUCCAACGCUUCUGACGCCUCAUCUGAAGCCUCGGUCUGCUCUCGACCUCGUCUCGCAACCAGUUCCAUCGAGACUCAGACCGACUUCGACCUGCUCCAAACCCCUCUGAAGACGCUGAAGACGAACGGCUGCGACAAGAACAGAUGUCCCAGCAUUGUCAGCGUGAAGGACGACGAGUCCAACGAAGAGGACGACGCCAUGACAGAGCACGGUGAGUGUCAGAACGGCAAGGGAGACAAGUGUGGGUGUCGCGUGAUACGGAUAUGUUGCUGCGAGAACAACAGCAACUGCAGCAAACGGAAGCGACAGUUCGUCGAGAUCAGCGCCGAGUGA